Molecule: messenger RNA, 1020 nt
Organism: Lodderomyces parapsilosis
Lineage: Eukaryota; Fungi; Ascomycota; Pichiomycetes; Serinales; Debaryomycetaceae
Exons: 1
Coding region: 1-1020 (339 amino acids)
Source: RefSeq, a predicted model, not a curated record
AUGCUCUUCCGAUCAAUACGACUAUUUGCCACUUCCCCUUCUUCUCCCUUUGCCAAUCAGAACUACUACCAACUACUAGAACUUCCCACAAAUGCCACUAUCAAAGAAAUCAAACUACAGUUUAAGAAAUUAUCCAAAAAAUACCAUCCUGAUUUAAAUCAACAUUUAGAUGACGAAGCUAAACAAAGUAACAAUGCUAAAUACGUGGCCAUGGUGAAUGCGUAUGAUACUUUAAAAGAUGUCAAAAAGAAACGCGCAUACGACCAAUCUUCAUCACCAUCAUCAUUUGGAGGCGCAGGAACCUUCUCUGCAUCAAACCGGCGAUCAAAUGAAUACAAUAAGUAUUAUGGUGAAGCUAAAUACUAUUCUCGUAGUGGCAAAUCAACAUACUCGGCAUCUGGUUUAAAUUCCAAACGCCACAAGGUCAAAUACCACCAUUCAGGAUCAACAGAUGCCAAUCAACUGCAAUUUUCCGGUGUGCAUGUCAAUCAUGGGGAUCGAUACGAUGUACCUCAUUUUGAUUAUGAUAAACAUUUACACCGAAAUUUACAAUUUGAACAACGCAUAAUUGAUAAAUAUAUGGAUCCGGUUACUAAGGAAAAAAUAUUGAGUCAGUUGCAAACAAGCUCAAGUGAGCACAUUUCUGAAGAGUUGAAAACGAAACAUUUGUUGCGUCAUGUCAAGAUGAUUAAACCUGGAUAUAAUGAACAAACUGGGGAAAUCAAUGGUGCAGCAACAGCAACUUCUGCUGGUUCCGGUGGUGGUGGUGGUGCUACUGCUGCUAGCUAUGGAUCCAACUACAAUGCCCCAAAGUAUACUCACAAUGUCAAAUAUGGUCAAAGUACAAACUAUCAAGGUGCGGCAACUUAUCAAAACUUGUAUCAGAAACCGAAAACUUCAAAUUAUGGAUACGAUAGUAGUGGUAACAACAACAAUGAUGAUCAGAUGGGAGCUGCUAAAUUAUUCACUGCUUUAGGUGCUGGUACUUCACUAUAUAUUUUGUACAAAAUCAUCUUUUAG